Condylura cristata (star-nosed mole) is the source of this 14754-nucleotide messenger RNA. It is a transcript of the gene ANK2, whose product is annotated as ankyrin 2, neuronal. Gene Ontology annotation, biological process: protein localization to T-tubule; regulation of cardiac muscle contraction; signal transduction. Bases 250 to 12462 code for a protein of 4070 amino acids. NCBI's taxonomy places the organism in Eukaryota, Metazoa, Chordata, Mammalia, Eulipotyphla, Talpidae. The record is from RefSeq and is a predicted model, not a curated record. The transcript has 50 exons. Gene Ontology annotation, cellular component: T-tubule. Gene Ontology annotation, molecular function: protein binding.
UGCGCAGGUGUGCACGCCGGGGCUGGACCUGGGACCUCGGGACAUCGUAGUGAGUGAUGGGUGGUGCAGAGGCCGGAGCAGGAUUAUGACCUAGACCGGGGGCGGAGUGGAUCCUUCUGUGAGUGCUCUGGCUGCCAGCCGCUGCCUGGCGGGGCACACACCACGUCUCCAUCCAGCCCGAGUCACCUGGAUUUCUGGGGAGUGGAAACAGGCUCACGGCCACUGCUUCUGCUGGUUUUCCCCUGCAAAAUGGCUCACGCUGCUGCUUCUAUUAAAAAAGUUCGAGAGGCCGAAUUGGAUGAAAAGGAAAAAAACCUUGAGAGAGAGAGGAAAAAACAACGGAAAAUCCCCAGGGAACGCAUGGAACGGAAAAGAAAGUCUGACAGCAAUGCGAGCUUCCUCCGAGCUGCCAGAGCUGGGAACCUGGACAAAGUGGUGGAGUACCUGAAGGGAGGCAUCGACAUCAAUACCUGCAACCAGAAUGGACUCAACGCUCUCCACCUGGCGGCCAAGGAGGGCCACGUGGGGCUGGUUCAGGAGCUGCUGGGCAGAGGGUCAGCCGUGGACUCCGCUACCAAGAAGGGGAACACCGCUCUGCAUAUUGCAUCAUUGGCCGGGCAAGCCGAAGUCGUUAAAGUCCUCGUUAAGGAGGGAGCCAAUAUUAAUGCUCAGUCUCAGAAUGGCUUCACUCCCUUAUACAUGGCUGCCCAAGAGAACCACAUUGAUGUUGUGAAAUAUUUGUUAGAAAAUGGAGCUAACCAGAGCACCGCUACUGAGGAUGGGUUUACGCCCCUCGCGGUGGCCCUCCAGCAAGGACACAACCAGGCGGUGGCCAUCCUGCUGGAGAAUGACACGAAAGGGAAGGUGAGGCUGCCGGCGCUGCACAUCGCAGCGAGGAAGGACGACACCAAGUCCGCCGCCCUCUUGCUCCAGAAUGACCACAACGCGGACGUGCAGUCCAAGAUGAUGGUGAAUAGGACAACCGAGAGUGGUUUCACCCCUUUACACAUAGCGGCCCACUAUGGAAAUGUCAACGUGGCGACUCUUCUUCUAAAUCGGGGAGCUGCUGUGGACUUCACAGCCAGGAAUGGAAUCACUCCUCUGCAUGUGGCUUCCAAAAGGGGAAACACAAACAUGGUGAAGCUCUUACUGGAUCGUGGUGGUCAGAUCGAUGCCAAGACUAGGGAUGGGCUGACCCCACUCCACUGUGCUGCACGAAGUGGGCAUGACCAGGUGGUAGAGCUUCUGCUGGAGCGGGGUGCACCCUUGCUGGCAAGGACCAAGAACGGGCUGUCUCCUCUGCACAUGGCCGCCCAGGGGGACCACGUGGAGUGCGUGAAACACCUGUUGCAGCACAAGGCACCGGUGGACGACGUCACCCUGGACUACCUGACGGCCCUCCACGUUGCUGCACACUGUGGCCACUACCGUGUCACCAAACUCCUGCUGGACAAGAGGGCCAACCCCAACGCCAGAGCCCUGAAUGGUUUUACUCCACUGCACAUUGCCUGCAAGAAAAACCGCAUCAAAGUCAUGGAACUGCUGGUCAAAUACGGGGCUUCCAUCCAAGCUAUCACAGAGUCUGGCCUCACACCAAUACAUGUGGCUGCCUUCAUGGGCCACUUGAACAUUGUCCUCCUUCUGCUGCAGAACGGAGCCUCUCCAGAUGUCACUAACAUUCGAGGGGAGACCGCGCUGCACAUGGCGGCUCGCGCCGGGCAGGUGGAGGUGGUCCGGUGUCUGCUGAGGAACGGAGCCCUGGUGGAUGCCAGAGCCAGGGAGGAACAGACGCCCCUGCACAUCGCCUCCCGCCUGGGGAAGACGGAGAUCGUGCAGCUGCUCCUGCAGCACAUGGCGCACCCCGACGCGGCCACCACCAACGGCUACACGCCACUGCACAUCUCCGCCAGGGAGGGCCAGGUGGACGUGGCCUCGGUGCUCUUGGAAGCAGGUGCAGCCCACUCCUUAGCCACCAAGAAAGGCUUCACUCCCCUGCACGUGGCAGCCAAGUACGGAAGCCUGGACGUGGCCAAACUCCUUCUGCAGCGUCGCGCAGCGGCGGAUUCAGCGGGAAAGAACGGCCUUACCCCGCUCCAUGUUGCUGCUCAUUAUGACAACCAGAAGGUGGCACUGCUGUUACUGGAGAAGGGUGCUUCCCCUCACGCCACUGCCAAGAAUGGCUACACACCUCUCCAUAUUGCUGCCAAGAAAAAUCAAAUGCAGAUUGCGUCCACUCUCCUCAACUAUGGAGCAGAGACCAACAUCGUGACCAAGCAAGGGGUGACCCCACUCCACCUGGCCUCACAGGAGGGCCACGCGGACAUGGUCACCCUGCUUCUGGACAAGGGAGCCAACAUCCACAUGGCCACCAAGAGUGGGCUCACACCCCUACACCUCGCAGCCCAGGAAGACAAGGUGAAUGUUGCCGACAUUCUCUCCAAGCAUAAGGCCGACCUGGAUUCUCAUACGAAGCUUGGUUACACUCCUUUAAUUGUGGCCUGUCACUAUGGAAACGUGAAAAUGGUCAACUUCCUUCUGAAGCAGGGAGCAAAUGUCAACGCAAAAACCAAGAACGGCUACACGCCCCUGCACCAGGCCGCCCAGCAGGGCCACACGCACAUCAUCAACGUCCUGCUGCAGCACGGGGCCAAGCCCAACGCCACCACCGCGAAUGGUAACACCGCCUUGGCCAUCGCCAAGCGUCUGGGCUACAUCUCCGUGGUCGACACCCUGAAGGUGGUGACCGAGGAAGUCACCACCACCACCACGACUAUUACCGAGAAACACAAGCUAAAUGUUCCUGAGACGAUGACUGAGGUUCUUGAUGUUUCUGAUGAAGAGGGUGAUGACACAAUGACAGGUGAUGGGGGAGAGUACCUGAGACCUGAGGACCUGAAAGAGCUGGGUGAUGACUCUCUGCCCAGCAGUCAGUUCCUGGACGGCAUGAAUUACCUGCGCUACAGCUUGGAGGGAGGCCGCUCUGACAGUAUCAUGCCCAGCCUCCGAUCCUUCAGUUCCGACAGGUCUCACACCCUGAGCCACGCAUCCUACCUAAGAGACACGGCCAUGAUGGAGGACGCAGUUGUGAUUCCCGGUCACCAGGUGUCCACUCUAGCCAAGGAGGCAGAAAGGAAUUCUUAUCGUCUAAGCUGGGGCACUGAGAAUUUAGACAACGUGGCUCUUUCUUCCAGCCCAAUUCACUCAGGCCGCACCUCUCCAUGUCUUGACCGUGACAACAGCAGUUUCCUGGUUAGUUUUAUGGUGGAUGCCCGAGGGGGCGCGAUGCGAGGAUGCAGGCACAACGGGCUCCGUAUCAUUAUCCCCCCCCGGAAAUGUACAGCCCCGACCCGAGUCACCUGCCGGCUGGUCAAACGCCAUAGGCUGGCGACUAUGCCUCCGAUGGUGGAAGGAGAGGGCCUGGCCAGUCGCCUGAUCGAAGUUGGACCUUCUGGGGCUCAGUUCCUUGGUAAACUUCAUCUGCCAACGGCCCCUCCCCCACUUAAUGAGGGAGAAAGCUUGGUCAGCCGCAUCCUUCAGCUGGGGCCUCCUGGAACCAAAUUCCUUGGGCCCGUGAUUGUGGAGAUCCCACACUUUGCCGCCCUUCGCGGGAAGGAGAGGGAGCUGGUGAUUCUGCGCAGUGAGAAUGGGGACAGCUGGAAAGAGCACUACUGCGAAUACACCGAAGAGGAACUGAACGAGAUCCUCAACGGCAUGGACGAAGUCCUGGAUAGCCCCGAGGACCUGGAGAAGAAGCGAAUCUGUCGCAUCAUCACCCGGGACUUCCCACAGUACUUCGCGGUGGUGUCUCGCAUCAAACAGGACAGCAACCUGAUCGGCCCAGAGGGCGGGGUGCUGAGCAGCACGGUGGUGCCACAGGUGCAGGCCGUCUUCCCGGAGGGGGCACUUACCAAGCGGAUCCGAGUGGGCCUGCAGGCUCAACCUAUGCACAGUGAGCUGGUGAAGAAGAUUCUAGGCAACAAAGCUACCUUCAGCCCUAUUGUCACUUUGGAACCCAGAAGGAGGAAAUUCCACAAGCCAAUCACCAUGACCAUCCCUGUCCCCAAAGCUUCCAGUGACGUCAUGUUGAAUGGUUUUGGGGGAGAGGCGCCCACCUUACGAUUACUAUGCAGCAUCACUGGUGGAACCACCCCGGCUCAGUGGGAAGAUAUUACAGGAACUACGCCAUUAACAUUUGUCAAUGAAUGUGUUUCCUUUACAACCAAUGUGUCUGCCAGGUUCUGGCUGAUAGAUUGUCGGCAAAUCCAGGAGUCUGUUACCUUUGCAUCCCAAGUGUAUAGAGAAAUCAUCUGUGUCCCGUAUAUGGCCAAAUUUGUAGUGUUUGCCAAAUCCCAUGAUCCCAUUGAAGCCAGGUUGAGAUGUUUCUGCAUGACUGAUGACAAAGUGGAUAAGACCCUUGAACAACAAGAAAACUUUGCUGAGGUGGCCAGAAGCAGGGAUGUGGAGGUAUUAGAAGGGAAGCCCAUUUAUGUUGAUUGUUUUGGCAAUCUGGUGCCAUUGACCAAGAGUGGCCAACAUCAUAUAUUCAGUUUUUUUGCCUUCAAAGAAAACAGACUUCCUCUCUUUGUAAAGGUACGUGACACAACUCAGGAACCUUGCGGAAGACUAUCAUUCAUGAAGGAGCCAAAAUCCACGAGAGGCCUGGUCCAUCAAGCUAUCUGCAACUUGAACAUCACGCUGCCAGUCUAUACAAAGGAGUCAGAGUCAGAUCAAGAACAGGAGGAAGAGAUCGAUAUGACAUCAGAAAAAAAUGAUGAGACAGAAUCUACAGAAACAUCUGUCCUGAAAAGUCACCUGGUGAAUGAAGUUCCUGUCUUGGCCAGUCCGGACUUGCUCUCGGAAGUUUCUGAGAUGAAACAAGAGUUGAUCAAGAUGACGGCCAUCUUGACCACAGAUGUGUCUGGCAGGGCAGGUUCCGUGAAAGUGAAGGAGCUGGCGAAGGCAGCCGAGGAGGAGCCAGGAGAGCCUUUUGAAAUCGUCGAACGAGUUAAAGAGGACUUAGAGAAAGUGAAUGAGAUUCUGAGAAGUGGAACCUGCAGCCGAGACGAAGGUGGUGCGCCCAGGUCCCAGAUAGAGAGAGAAUUAGCGGAGGAGGAAUGGGUUAUUGUCAGUGACGAGGAGAUAGCGGAGGCGAAGCAGAAGGCAGCUCUAGAAAUGCCGGAAUACCCGUGCGUAGAAGUCAGGCUAGAAAAAGGAGCCAAAGUCAAAGUAGACAAGGACCCAACCGGGCUAGUGAACUACCUGGCUGAGGAUCUAAAUUCCUUUGCGCUGCCACACAAAGGGCGAGCGCAGAGCGUGGGUGAUGCAGCCGGGGACAGACCUGAGGCCCUGGCUGAACACGGAGGGAAGGACGCUCCCCCAGGCCAGACCCCGAGUGCACAGAAACAGCACAAACCCAGCCCGGGCAUAAAGAAGCCCGUGAGAAGGAAAUUGAAAGAGAAGCAGAAACCCAAAGAGGAUCGUUUGCAAACUAGUGCCGAUAAAACGGAGUUUAAAAAAUGUAGUUCGGAAGAGUCACUAGAGGAGGACACGGGUCUGACCCCGGAGCCUCUUCCCACAGCGAAGGCCACGUCACCUUUGAUAGAAGAAACUCCCAUCGGCUCCAUAAAGGACAAAGUAAAGGCCCUUCAGAAACGAGUGGAAGAUGAACAGAAGGGUCGAAGCAAGUUGCCCGUCAGGGUCAAAGGCAAAGAGGACAUGCCCAAAAAGACAACCCACAGGCCGCAGGCCUCUGUGUCGCCCUCCCUGAGGCAUUCACCAGUCUCCCCCUCGCCUAAAACGGAAAGACAUUCUCCCCUCUCCUCUGCUAAAACAGACAAGCAUCCCCCUUCCCCGUCAAGUAAAACCGAGAAACACUCACCCGUGUCCCCUUCCGCAAAAACCGAAAGACACUCGCCCAUGUCGUCCUCCAGUAAAACGGAGAAGCACUCACCUGUGUCACCCUCAACCAAAAAUGAAAGACAUUCCCCUGUGUCAUCUUCCGCAAAAGCAGAGAGACACCUACCUGUUUCGCCUUCAGGUAAGACAGACAAACGUCCACCUGUAUCACCCUCCGGGCGGACGGACAAACACCCACCAGUGUCACCUGGGAGAACAGAAAAACGCCUGCCCGUGUCACCCUCUGGAAGGAUGGAGAGGCACCCUCCAGGACCCGCCCCGGGGAGAACGGAGAAGCACCUGCCUGUGUCCCCUGCUGGGAAGACGGAAAAGCCACCACCUGUCUCCCCCACCUCCAAGACAGAACGGAUCGAGGAGACCAUGUCUGUCCGGGAGUUGAUGAAAGCUUUCCAGUCGGGUCAGGACCCGUCUAAACACAAGACUGGGCUCUUUGAGCACAAAGCAGCCAAGCAAAAGCAGGGACAAGAGAAAGGCAAAGGGCGGGUGGAGAAAGAAAAGGGGCCAACACCAACACACAGAGAAACCCAGAAAUCAGAGAGCCAGACGCUCAAACGGGGCCAGAGGUUCCUGGUGACGGGCGCGUCAGAGUCCAAAAGAGGGCUCCGGGUCUCCUCCCUAGGGCUAAGGAGAGAGGAAGCAGCUGGAGAAAAGGAGAAAACUCCCAACCACAAAACACCUGAACCUGUUCAGCCGGCCCCAGAAGAGGAAAGCCAUAAAGAGGGCGACAUCCCCAGAGACCAGCUGGCUGAGGAGCAGGCAGACCUGGAUCUGCAGAUCAGCCCAGACAGGAAAACCUCCACGGACUUUUCCGAGGUCAUUAAGCAAGAGUUGGAAGACAACGACAAGUACCAGCAAUUCCGUUUGAGCGAAGAGCCUGAAAAGGCCCAGAUUCACUUAGACCAAGUGCUCACCAGUCCUUUCAACACGACAUUCCCGCUAGAUUACAUGAAAGACGAGUUCCUGCCGGCUCUGUCUGUACAGAGUGGCGCUCUCGAUGGCAGCUCUGAGAGCCUCAAGCAGGAAGGGGUGGCAGCUUCUCCCUGCGGGAGCCUGAUGGAAGGGACCCCCCAGGUUAGUUCAGAAGAAAGCUAUAAGCACGAGGGGCUAGCCGAGACCCCCGAGACCAGCCCGGAGAGCCUGUCUUUCUCACCGAAGAAAGGUGAAGAGCAAACUGGGGAACCAGAUGGAACUAGCAAGUUAGAAGCACCAGUAGAGGCCCGUUCUGAAAAAGAACACCCCUCAGUCAAAGACAUGACCACUGGUUCUGAGCCAGACACCGCCGUCACUGUGGGCACGGAGCCUCCUGCUGAGUGCAGGCCCAAGGAGGCCACUGGCGACCCCUCCGAGGACACCAACCGCGAGCAAGAGGGCGAUUGCCCUGGCAGCUGUAGUGUGCCAUUAGCAAAAGAAACGCCCCAAGGACUGAUAGAGGAUGAGUCCUGUGAUGAGGGGCAACUUGGGCAAGUUAGUUCAGCCCACAAGGCACAAACUGAGAGUGCCUCUCAGGAACCCACGACCACAGAACCCGCAGAUGAGACCCAGACCUCACCGCCACUGCCCGAGGCUUCUGUAAAGUCAGAGGCAGGGACGGGGACUGAGGCCAAGCCCCAGGGAGCCAUUAGAAGCCCCCAAGGGCUAGAACUUGCCCUCCCUUCCCGAGACAGUGAGGUCCUCAGCCCUGGAGCUGAUGAAUCCUUUGCAGUGAGCCACAAAGACUCGCUGGAGGCCAGCCCCGUGCUGGAGGAUAACUCCUCUCACAAAACCCCAGACUCUCUGGAACCCAGCCCUCUGAAAGAAUCCCCUUGCCGAGACUCUCUAGAAAGCAGCCCAGUAGAACCAAAGACAAAAGCUGGCGUGCUGCCAAGUCACUUUCCUCUACCUGCAGCCAUGGCUAAAGCAGAACUCUUGGCAGAAGUGGCCUCUGUGCGGUCCAGGCUGCUCCGGGACCCCGAUGGCAGUGCCGAGGAUGACAGUCUGGAGCAGACGUCACUCAUGGAGAGCUCGGGGAAGAGUCCCCUGUCUCCCGACACCCCCAGCUCUGAAGAGGUCAGCUAUGAGGUGACCCCCAAAGCCACAGAGGCAAGCACUCCCAAACCAGCAGUGAUUCAUGAAUGUGCAGAGGAGGAGGACUCAGAAAAUGGGGAGAAAAAGAGGUUCACACCCGAAGAGGAAAUGUUUAAAAUGGUAACUAAAAUCAAAAUGUUUGAUGAACUUGAACAAGAGGCAAAGCAGAAAAGGGACUACAAAAAAGAACCCAAACAAGAAGAAUCUUCGUCAGCCUCUGACCCAGAUGCUGAUUGUUCAGCAGAUGCUGAAGAGCCAAAACCCUUGGAGUAUGUUGAGGGGGAAGGCAGUGUUCCCAUGGUGGUAACAUCGGAGAGCAGAAAGCCGUCUUCCUCCUCAGAAAGUGAACCUGAGUUGACACAGCUGAAAAAAGGUGCUGACUGUGGCCUCUUACCAGAACCUGUUAUUCGAGUACAGCCCCCGUCCCCACUUCCAUCCAGCAUGGACUCCAACUCCAGUCCCGAGGAAGUGCAAUUCCAGCCGAUAGUUUCCAAACAAUAUACCUUCAAGAUGAAUGAAGAUACGCAGGAAGGCUCAGGUCAAGCAGAAGGAACAGAUUGUGAAUCCCAUGUGCCUGAAGACAAUCAUGGUGUUUGCACCAGUGGACCAGCUGUGUCUUAUAAUGAUCUCAAUAAAGAUGCCGAUCAACCAAAAAUCUGCGAAGGUCAUGGGUGUGAGGCUAGCAGCCCCAGCAGCUCAGCCACACCUGGUGGUUCAGGUCUUCAGAGUCCUCCUGGCCGUGAUGUCAGUAAAGAGCAAGACGUCCGUAAGGGAUCCUUAGUUCUCCAGGGCACUGAUGAAGAAGACUCAAAAGCUGAGGAGAUUGAGGUUUCUGAAAUGGAAUCCCCACAAGUAGAUUCCCCCAGGCAAAGUUGUUCAUCUUUGUCCUCUUUGCCUCAUUGUCCGGCAUCCACAGGAAAAGAGUUAGAUGAAGCCUCUGUAUCUUCUACUACAAAAAUGGAGGCCACAGACACUGAGGAAACUUUGGAGGAUCUACCAAAAGACUGCUCCACUCAAGGCUCAUCGGUUACGGCUCAGACAGACAGAUUGUCCACGGAUGCUCUGGCCUCUGGCUCUGCUGAGACUGAUGACACUUAUGACCCAGAAAUCAUAAGUCCUUAUGAAAAUGUCCCUUCCCAAUCCUUUUUCUCUAGUGAAGGAAACAAAACCCAAGCAGAGGCAGGACACACAACUUUUCACUCUUCUGAAGUGUAUGCCGUUACCAUCGCAUCCUCUGGUGAAGACGUCGUUAUGACGAGCUCCUCUAGCAGAACUGUUUUGAGUAGAGAAUCUAACUUUCAGGGUGAGAACUCAGAAAUAACAUCCCAUCAAGAGAGUACCUUGUGGGAAAUGCAAUCAGACAGACCCCUCUCAUCUUCAGAGACCACUAUAGCAGACGCAUCAGUAGUCGUCGGAGAACAGAUAAGCAAAGUCAUCAUCACAAAAACUGACGUGGACUCUGAUUCUUGGAGUGAAAUCCGUGAGGAUGAUGAAGCCUUUGAGGCACGAGUGAAAGAAGAGGAGCAAAAGAUAUUUGGUCUGAUGGUAGACAGACAGUCACAAGGUACCACCCCUGACACCACUCCUGCCAGGACCCCAACUGAGGAGGGGACCCCAACCAGUGAACAAAAUCCAUUUCUCUUUCAGGAAGGAAAAUUAUUUGAGAUGACCCGAAGCGGUGCCAUUGAUAUGACUAAAAGGUCUUAUGCAGAUGAAAGCUUUCACUUUUUCCAAAUUGGGCAAGAAUCGAGGGAUGAGAUGCUCUCUGAAGACCUGAAGGAAGGGGCUGCUGGGUCUGAGUCCCCACAACUGGAGACGUCGUCUGGGUCACUAGCACUUUCAGAAUCAAAAGAAACAGUGGCUGAUGAAGUAGACUUACUUCCCGAUGACCUGGCUGAGGAAGUAGAGGAAACCUCUGCUUCAGAAGCUCAGCUUAACUCCUCAGUGGGGAGCUCAGCCUCCACUGAAACAUCAACCAAAGAGGCUUCUUCUUCAGGGGUGGAGGAUGUCCCCACCAUGCACAUGGGUGAUACACCCCCUCUGUCCAGUGUGAAGCAGACACCUUGCUCUGAAUCCCCUGAACAGGUUGUACAAGUUCAGUUAGAUUUUGCUACAGUCACUCGGUCUGUAUAUUCAGGGCGGGAUGAGGAAUCACCCGAUUCUUCCCCAGAGGAACAGAAAUCAGUCAUUGAAAUCCCUACUGCACCCAUGGAGAACGUGCCUUCUACUGAAAGCAAAUCCAAAAUUCCUGUUAGGUCACUAGCCAUUUCAACCCCAAAGCCUCCAUCGACAGAGCUCAAGAGUUCCCUUUCUGAAGAGUGUGUGUCCAGCCUGGAUGAGGAAAACAAAGAGGAUGAAACUAAACCAAAGUCUAAAGUUCCCAUCAGAGCACCCAUCCAAACAGUUGAACAGCAGCUUUUGCAUCAAGAGUCAUCUCUCCAGCAGACAGUGGCUCUUCAGGGACAGGAUAUGCCAAACAGAGCGCCGGACAGCAGGAGCAAAUCUGAAUCUGAUGCCAGCCCUUUGGACUCAAAGACCAAAUGUCCAGUGAAAACUAGAAGUGACACUGCGACAGACACACAAAAUGGAGAGAGGGCAGAGGAGUCUGAGGUAGAGUCAGAAGACGGGGCCACAAGACCAAAGAUAUUUGCAUCCCGACUGCCAGUGAAGAGCAGAAGCACCAACUCUUCCUCCAGAGGGGCUGUGAGCCCCACCAAAGAAAGUAAGGACCAUUUCUUUGACAUUUACCGAAACUCCAUAGAAUUCUUUGAGGAGAUUAGUGACGAGGCUUCCAAGUUAGUGGAUAGACUCACACAGUCGGAAAGGGAGCAGGAACUAGUUUCAGAUGAUGAAAGUAGCAGUGCCUUGGAUGUGUCCGUAAUCGAAAAUCUGCCACCUGUUGGGACCGAGCACUCAAUCCCCGAGGACAUCUUUGACACAAGGCCCAUUUGGGAUGAGUCCAUUGAGACUCUGAUUGAACGCAUCCCUGAUGAAAAUGGCCAUGACCCCACUGAAGAUCAACAGGAUGAGCAGGAACGGAUCGAGGAAAGGCUGGCUUAUAUUGCUGAUCACCUGGGCUUCAGCUGGACAGAAUUGGCGAGGGAGCUGGAUUUCACUGAGGAGCAGAUUCAUCAGAUCCGAAUCGAGAAUCCUAACUCUCUGCAAGACCAGAGCCACGCACUGCUGAAGUACUGGCUGGAGCGGGACGGGAAGCAGGCGACAGAUGUCAGUCUCAUCGAAUGUCUCACCAAGAUCAACCGAAUGGACAUUGUUCACCUCAUGGAUACCAGCACAGAGCCCCUGCAGGAGCGCCUCAGCCACAGCUAUGCUGAGAUGGAGCAGACCAUCGCCCUGGACCACAGCGAAGGAUUCUCGGUGCUUCCAGAGGAACUCUGCACUGUGCCAUGCAAGCAGAAAGAAGAGCCAGCCGCUUGUAAAGAAGGCGAAUCCUCCGAUCACCCUCCCAUCGUCUCCGAGGAAGACAUUUCUGUUGGCUAUUCCACUUUUCAGGAUUGUGUCCUCAAAACUGAGGGGGACGGCUCAGCCACAGAGCUCUUUGCCCACACUCCCAAGGAUCAAGUGCAACAGGAUUUCUCAGGGAAAAUGCAAGACCUGCCAGAAGAGUCACCUCCUGAACGUCAGCAGGAAUACUUUGUGACUUCCCCAGGGACAGAAGUGUCAGAGCCCAGGGCCGCGGCAGUCUCGGGUUCCCCCAGCCAGACCCCUGAGGAAGUCAGUACCCCUCCUGACGGGGAGCGGCCCUACCUCCAGACCCCGGCCCCCAAUGAGCGGGGAGACUCCCCCAUUAUACAAGAACCCGAGGAGCCCCCAGAGCACAAGGAAGAGCACUCUCCCCGGAAAACCAGCCUGGUCAUCGUGGAGUCCACUGACGAGCAGCCCCGGGCCCUGAAAAGAGCCGAUGAUGAUGCAGCCUUUGUAAAGGAGCUAACGCAGGAAUUAGGGGAGCUGGAGGUCAGCUCAGAUGAGGAGACCAUGGUAACUACCAGGGUGGUUCGCCGGCGAGUGAUCAUUCAGGGUGAUGAUAUGCCCGAUAUACCCCCGGAAACGGUCACAGAAGAAGAAUACGUGGAUGAGCAGGGACACACGGUGAUAAAGAAGGUUACCAGGAAGAUCAUUAGGCGGUACGUCUCCUCGGAUGGCACAGAAAAGGAGGAGAUUACCAUGCAGGGAACACCCCAGGAGCCAGUGAGCCUGGAGGAUGGGGACGGUUAUUCCAAAGUCAUAAAGCGCGUCGUCCUGAAGAGUGACUCGUCACAGUCAGAGGUGACUUUGUCUGAGCCCAGCGUUUUGUCCAGUACCUCAGAGUUUCAGGCUGAACCAGUGGAAGGCCGUAGAGUCAGCAAAGUUGUUAAAACAACUAUGGUUCAUGGAGAGAGGAUGGAGAAACACCUGGGGGAUGCUAGGUUAGCCACUGAUCUUCCUUCAGCCAAAGAUGACUUUGAAGAGGACAACAAUGAGUAAGGCCAGCACACAGAAGAAGGCUGUGGUGAAGGACCAGCAUGGAAAACGCAUUUACCUGGAGCACCUGGAGGAUGUACCGGAAGCACUAGACCAGGACGACCUCCAGCGUGACCUCCAGCGCCUCCUUCGGCAUUUCAGCAAGGAGGACUUCAAGCAAGAGGCCAAAUGAGGGGCUGCCCAGUUCUCACCCCAGAAACCACAUUCACUCAAUAUGCAACUUCCCGUUUUCUCUAGCAGAGUGACCUGUCAGGCCUAAUCUGCGAGGUACCUGGCCGUUCCACUUUUAGCAAAUACACUGCGUUUUAUUUCAGUUUCCCCCCUCCUCUUUAACUGUAAGCUAAUUUGUGACCAAAGAUAGCGUCCCUCAUUCUGGAUGCUGUAUCCACUUCCCUGCUGGGUCUGUGCUAACCUGGGAACUGGCCACCCGUUCGUUCUUGGCUUCUGCACAAGCUCCAUGGACACCCAUUCGUCGUCAGAACUUCACCGACAGACCUCUUCAAGUGACGGUAUCUCGGAGUCUCUCGGAGGGACGUCCGUGUACAAUGUAAAUAGCUAAAAUGCUCAGACGAACGACACGUUAAAACUUAAACCACUGCCUAUCAUAACUACACUGGGCAUCAAGGAAUAAAACGCCUCUAGAAAUGGCUGGACCGUGGUUCACCAAGAUAUUGCUAACACAAUCGAUUGAUAACACAGUUCUACUGCAGAGAAGCACUUCAGACCUACCAUGUCCUUAGAACUUCCAGAGUAGCCAUGGCUCCUAGUUACACAUGGAUUCCUAACCUCCAGGAGCUCCCCUAACUACGCCCUGGUGCUGGUGCGGGCCAGCCAUGGUUUCGAACUCUUCCCCCAGCCAGUCUGAGGAGGGCAGGAAGGGAGCAGACGGCGAACAGCAAAUCAAUGUGGGAGCUGCUGGGAGCUGCGUGCUCUGCUCACAGGUCUUUUCAGGUCUUUUCGAUUUUGAACAUGUUGGCAGGGUAUUUUAAAAAGCUAUAACUACUGUAGUUUUUCCAGUUUUCAUUGCUGCUUUAGCAAACCACGCUGUCUUAUUGGUGGUACCAUCUUCAGGCCACUGCACUGUAGAUAACUCAUUGGAAACGAGAUUGAUCUACCACACAAAAGGAUCAACUCCUCCCGCCAUGUUGGCGCAGUUUCUUUUUCUCCCCCCCCACGCCCCACUCAGUUUAUAUCUUCUCCGAUACCUGCAUGGAGCGUUUAAGACAUGAGACCCACUCUCAAACCCCUCUUCCGAUCUCAUUUACGAACGGGUUUCAUUCUUUUGACCCGGAAGCAAGCACUUUUUCAAUGUUUCAGCUCAGUCUGUUUUUUUAGCCGCAGACAAGGUUGAGACAUCCUGACAAAUUCGGUCUCGGUGAACAUUUUUUGGUUUAUUUAUUUGAAAUCCAAACUCCCUUGGGAACCCUGAAGUGCGUUUGUGCAUUUUCCUGUUCGUUUGUUUCAAAGAACGGACUUGAAUCAUCUGAGUGAUUUCCAAGUCCGCUUCCUUAUUUCUCUAGUGAUUGAAGCUGUGUAGCAUUUUCACAUAUAUAUAUUCACAAAUAUAUUCCUAUAAACAGUAUACAGUUUGAAUCAGUUAUUUGUUAAAGAAAAGUAUAUUCAACAAAGACGAAAUUAAAAACAACAGCAACAAACACCAACAGUCCCAGAGUCUCUCCUCCAGGGCUUGAAUGAUUUCCAACUCGAUCCGGUCUUUUCCUGUUGUGCAAAAGUGACUCGUGGCUCUAAAUGUCCAGAACAAAUGCGACAAACAAUGGUUCUUCAUCAUGUCAAGUAACGAUGCCAAGAGAGAACAUUUCCCAGGAGGGAGGUUCCCCACAAGCUGACUCUUCCUAAGCCUCGGAUGCUAGCACUUUCUGGCAGUUAGACGGGAAAUCAAGCUUCCCGGGACGGCCCUUGUGCCCAUGGGCCACGGUGACGCUUCGUUAGACACACCACGGCCUGCCUGUCAAUACCUUCACGGGAGCUCCGGAAAAGCAUACUGUCGUGUUCCUUGCAGUGCAGAUGAUGUCUGUGUAACAACAUAAUGGUUAUUCACCUUCUUUGAUUUUGAUUUUUGCUGUGUAAUCAAAAAAACUUGAAUACUGUGAGAAGAAGUGAAUUUUCAGUUGAUGAAUCAGCAUCUUGUUCCCAUGGUGAUAACACUAAUUGAAUAUAUCUAUGAGGGCAUGUAUUAGUUAAUGGAAAAAAAAAUACAGCACUAACAAUACAUAGCUGCAAUGUGUACAAUGGCUGAUUUAACUCAAUAAAAUGUACAAGUGUUCAGUGUGGCAA